AUGUUGCAGCUGAACCCCCAGUUUGACGCCAUCGGCAAGCAAUUUGUUCAGCACUACUAUGCCACAUUCGGGGCUCAGCGGGAAAAACUGGCGGAGCUCUAUACCGAGCAGUCGAUGAUGACGUACGAGAACGAACAAUUCCAAGGUGUUGGUGCGAUUUUGGCGAAAUUGCAAAAGCUUCCAGCUGUCGUGAAGCACAACGUCGUCACCUGCGACUGCCAACCAACUCCAAACAAUGGAAUUGUUGUCCUUGUUUCCGGUGAUUUGGCAAUUGAAGACAACCCUCCGAUGAAAUUCUGCCAGACGUUUAAUUUGGUUCCCAAUGGCGGAGGUGGCUAUGCAGUUUUCAACGACAUUUUCAGGUUAUGCAUCGGCUAA
Neospora caninum is the source of this 378-nucleotide messenger RNA. RefSeq lists its product as hypothetical. Gene Ontology annotation, biological process: nucleocytoplasmic transport. Gene Ontology annotation, cellular component: nuclear pore central transport channel. The transcript is spliced from 4 exons. The record is from RefSeq and is a predicted model, not a curated record. NCBI's taxonomy places the organism in Eukaryota, Apicomplexa, Conoidasida, Eucoccidiorida, Sarcocystidae. The coding region runs from base 1 to 378 and encodes 125 amino acids.